CCCCCCUCCUCCCCCUCUCCUUCACAAAUGCAAAUUUUGUGAAGGUGCACGUUCGGAAAAUUUCCAAGCUCCUUUUCGCUUCCUUUUCCUCAGCACGUUUAACCGUUAAUAGUGACACUAAGAUAAGGAACUUUGUAAAAAACAAUACUGGGUGAGUCCGAGAGUGCUCGAGAUCUCCGGAAGAAUUCGGCUUCGAUGGCAAUUUGAGCUGCAUCGAUUCUUCCCGAACAGGCAUCCCGGUCCGGUGCAAUUAUUUUUGGUCAUUUCCGAUCUUGGCUUUCUUAUCGAGUUCUUAUUAUUUGGACCGUGGCGAGCCCUUAUAGGCUCUUGCCUUUCUACCACCAUGACCAUCAGCGCGUCCUCACAAUCCCACAUGUCCGCCAACUUCAGUGAAAUCGUCAAGGGACAACUAUUUCUUGGAAAUUUGACUUCUGCGAUGUCUGCUGGGCAACGUAGUAUGCUUGGGAUCACGCAUAUUGUUUCCGUGUGUCCUGAAUAUUCCUCCACGGGCCCCCAUCAUUUGGCCAUUGCUGUGGACGAUUCAGAGUACGAUGAUCUCUUGAUACAUCUUCCCAGAGCAUGCGCGUUCAUUGAGUCUGCCCUUGCCCAGGGCGGCUGCGUCCUUGUGCACUGUGUGAUGGGAAUCUCAAGAAGUACCACCGUUGUCGCCGCGUACCUGAUGAAAACAAGGGGAAUAAAUACCUCCACAGCCUUGAAGUUAAUUAAGAAAGAGCGACCAUGUGCCCAUCCAAAUUAUGGAUUUAUCAAACAGCUGGACGUCUUCGCUGACUGCGCUUAUGCGCCGAGCCCCUCCCACCCCACCUACAUCUCCUGGAAACGGCGUCAGCACCAGAACGUGACCGCCUUCCUCAACCGCAUGAUCGACACAACGCCCAUAAUCCCCGAUCAAGUAUUUCUGAGCAGUGAGUUUCCGACGGACGCGAAGCAAGCAGAGUGGUUGAUUUUAGAGCUUGGUGUCACGCAUGUUUUGUCGCUGGCCCCUGCGACGAUGCCAGACUUGCCGUCGACUGUGGGGCACCGACAUUUCAGUGUCCAUGGCGAGAACCGGGCCGACCUGCUCGUUACCCUUCCUGAUUGUUGUCGCUUCAUUCGCGAUGCUGUCGCUGAUAACGGCGUGGUUCUUGUUCAUUCCAUCAUGGAAUCAAGAGCCUGUAUCGUUGUUGGAGCUUACCUAAUGUAUUUGCGAAACCUAACGCCUAAGCAGGUGUCUUCCUGUAUCCAAGAAGCUCUUCCCCUCUUUUCGCCGUCUCCCAAUUUUACCCGACACUUGGAGCUAUUCGAGUCCUGUAGGUAUGCGCCGUCGCUAGAGCAUCCUCUCGUAGAGGAAUGGACUAGGGGCGAAGUCUCUCGCCCCGGAUUAAAAACUGCUGGCAUCAUGAACAGUCUCAGCGCGUCGGUCCUCAGCGAGACAGCCGUAGAUGUGGACGCUUUCGGAGAAACUCUGACGAACAUUGCGAGCAAGCAGAGAUUGAAGAGCGGUCUUGUGCAUGCGUAAUUUUCCUGUUCGUUUAAUUUGCAUCCCUUAGAUAUCAUCGCCAACACUGCAUCCAUCCCUAGAUUUUUUCUCCCGUUUUUGCUAUGAUACCAUGUCUGUUGUAUAAUAAAUAGUCUUCUCGUCGCAUUGAUUGCGG
Messenger RNA from Guyanagaster necrorhizus, 1652 nucleotides. Its product is annotated as phosphatases II. Gene Ontology annotation, biological process: protein dephosphorylation. The coding region runs from base 344 to 1516 and encodes 390 amino acids. The record is from RefSeq and is a predicted model, not a curated record. Gene Ontology annotation, molecular function: protein tyrosine/serine/threonine phosphatase activity. The transcript has 7 exons. Lineage: Eukaryota; Fungi; Basidiomycota; Agaricomycetes; Agaricales; Physalacriaceae.